Messenger RNA from Helianthus annuus (common sunflower), 966 nucleotides. RefSeq lists its product as uncharacterized. The transcript is spliced from 2 exons. The record is from RefSeq and is a predicted model, not a curated record. NCBI's taxonomy places the organism in Eukaryota, Viridiplantae, Streptophyta, Magnoliopsida, Asterales, Asteraceae. Bases 1 to 966 code for a protein of 321 amino acids.
AUGCGAAAUUUUUUAUGGUCUCAAGAUGCGUCAUUCCAUAGAGGUAAGGCCAAAGUCUCUUGGAAAACUGUUUGUACUCCGAAGUUUGAAGGUGGUUUGGGUAUUAGGCGCAUUGGGGACAUGAAUGUGGCCCUUAUGACUUCUCAUGUGGGUAGUCUUCUUUCUAGAAGGAACUCGUUAUGGGUCGACUGGGUGCACGAUCAUCGAUUGAAAGAUAAAAAUUUCUGGAUGUGUAAGAUUCCUUCGAACUGCUCGUGGUCUUGGAGGAAACUCUUGCAAUUGCGGCAGUCCCUAAGACCUUAUAUGUGGAUUAAAAUUGGCAAUGGGGAGGACACUUCAGCUUGGUAUGAUAAUUGGUGUAAUAUUGGGCCGUUAGGUAACUUUCUGACGCCUCGCACUAUCACUAAUGCGGGUUUUCGUUUGGAUAAUAAGGUUGUUGAAGUUCAAGCUAAUGGUGUAUGGUCUUGGCCGGUUGCUUGGAGGGAUCUGUUUCCAGUCCUUAACCAGCUUGAUAACGUCCAUAUUGAGCUGAACAAGCAGGACAAGCUAUUAUGGCGGGACGGUGAUGAUUUUGACGAGGAUAAUGAUUCUCACAGUCAUUUGUUUUUUGAAUGCCCUUUCUCGGCUCAGGUUUGGCUAUCGGUUAGACAAAAGGUUGAUAUGGUCUCUGUUCAGCCAAAGUGGACAGAUAUUGUAGAUUGGUUAUUGCCCCGGGCUAGGUCGAGGUCGGUGGCUAACUAUGCGGCUCGUCUUCUGGUUGCGGCUAGUGCUUACAUUAUUUGGCAGGAGCGUAAUGCGAGAAUAUUCAAGAAUCAAAUGAGACCACCGGAAGUGAUAAGUGAAGUCAUUCUUAAUACGGUUCGGUACAAGCUCAUGGGUGCGAAGAUGCGAAAGACUGCUAAGGUGCAGCGGUUGCUUGGGGAGUGGAAGAUCGGCUCAAACACAAUCAGUGAUGACGGUGGCUAG